Molecule: messenger RNA, 3350 nt
Organism: Zingiber officinale
Lineage: Eukaryota; Viridiplantae; Streptophyta; Magnoliopsida; Zingiberales; Zingiberaceae
Product: pentatricopeptide repeat-containing protein At1g62914, mitochondrial-like
Exons: 2
Coding region: 168-1964 (598 amino acids)
Molecular function (GO): protein binding
Source: RefSeq, a predicted model, not a curated record
AAUAUCAAUACAAAGAGUGACCGAACGGCAAAGUUUAGUUUAGGGUUCUUCCGCAGCGCAACUCGACGUCUCCUGGAUCUCGCUGUUCGAACACGGAGUCCCUCAAUCGAUUAGCCGCAGCAGCAAUUGGUAGGAAGCACGGCAUCCUAAAAACCCUUGCGCUCUUCAUGCAUGGAAACCCUGUCGCGUUUCGCAGCGGGAGACGCCGCCGACUCUCUGCUGUGGCAGCCGAAGCCCGCAGUUUGGUGCACUCCUCAACCGAAGAGGAAGAGGACGUUGUUGAAGAACCCUCCUCGUCAGAAGAAUCCCAUCAAGAUCCCACCUUUGCUGGUGAAAUACUCCAAGUGAACUUCUUUAAUGCAGAAAAAACCACCCAGGAUCCCUCCUUUGUCGAUGAAUCUCUGCAUUUGAAGUUCUGUAAGGCAGUGCUCAGGUUCUCCAAGUCCAGCGGCCGCGCUUCAGUCCAGGAGCUCAGAGCGAGACCCGCCCGAUGCCGCACCGCAUCGUACAACAUGCUUAUGACGGCCAUUGCGGAAAUCGGUGAUGUGGAGGAUCUUCUCAGGUUGUUCCAAGAGAUGAAACGGGGCAAAUGCAAACCUAACGUUCUCUGCUACAACACCGUGAUCAAUGCUUUGGUAGAAGCAGGUCGCUUGGAAGAAGCACGGGCUACCUACGAGGAGAUGAUCUGUUUAGGAAUCAGAUGCAAUUUAUCCUCCUACAAUAUCCUGAUGAGGAUGCAUGCUUGCUACAGGAAAAACUUUGAUUCGGCAUACAAAGUCAUUCCUAUGAUGAAGAAAGAUGGAAUUUGUCCUGAUGUCACCACCUACUCGAUAUUGAUCACAGGGCUUUGCUCCGAUGGGAGGAUUGAAGAGGCAUGGGGAGUAUUGGACGGGAUGCUUGAGGAGAAAUGUCAACCCACCGUCCGUACAUUUAUACCUAUUGUACAAGGUUACUGUUCUGAAGGUAAAAUUGAAGUGGCUAAAAGAUUGAUGGCUACUAUGGAGAAUGUUGGAUGCUCUCCAGAAACAAUGACCUAUAACAUACUGAUUCAUGCUCUUUGCAAGGCAUCAAAGUUUGAUGAGGUUGAGGAGAUUUUGGUAGAGAGUGACUGCAAAGGUUGGAGGCCUAGUGAAAUAACUUACAACACAUACAUGGAUGGACUCUGCAAGAGUGGCAAGACCAAGGAAGCAUUCAAGCAAUUGGAAAACAUGUUGUUGAUUGGGUUAUAUCCAACAGAGUACACUUUGAAUAUCCUUCUCAAUUGCCUUUGUUAUGAUUCUAAGGAGGUUUUGGUGGCAAAGUGUUUGAUAGAGAGGAGCUUUGAGUUGAAAUGGGAUGUCACUGUUGUUGACUACAAUACUGUGAUGAGUAGACUCUGUGAUGCAGGGUACUGGGUUGGUGUACUUAAGCUCUUUAAUGACAUGAUAAAAAAGGGCAUUACGCCUAAUCUUCGAACAUUCAACAUUGUGAUACAUAGCCUGUGCAUUGGAGGAAAAUUUCACAAAGCUAGCUGUCUUAUGAACAGUGGAGAUUUUAUUGGAAACGUGGUGACUUAUAAUACUCUAAUUCAUUGGUUUUAUCUUGAUGGAAAUAUAAAUGAGGUUCAACAUGCUAUUGCUUCUAUGAGUGCUAAAAAUAUUAUGCCUGAUGAAAUUACCUACGGUACCAUUGUUGAUGGGCUUUGUAGAACAGGGGAGUUUUUAGAGGCUAUUGAUUUCUUUCACAGGUCUCUGGAACAUAAAUUCUCAUCUGAUCUUCUUCUCCGUCUAAUUUAUAGGCUAGUUAAGAAUAGAGGGCUGAAGGAAUUGCUAAAGUUAUUUAUAGGAAUUGAGAAAAGAGGGCUGUUUCUUGAUGGUCUCAUUUUUAAUUCAUUGAUCAAAGCCUUUUGCAAUCAAGGUGUUUGUCAAAGCAUUGAUAUGCCAAGUGUCUGCAUUAUUCUGGAUAAAAUGCUUGUUAGGAGAUAAUUUGAUCCCAGCUGAUGCUUUGGCAAACUUGAGCAGUGAUGAUCUUCAAGACCUGAACUCAAGUCAGGUAACUGUUAGUUUAUUCUUCUAUAAAACAUAGCAUCCAGUUUACCUUUCUAUUUUGUAUGCAAUAAUAUUUAAUACUAUUCUAUGAUUUUGGUAUCGUUGAUAAGCAUUUAGAUUUUUUGUUGAACCACUUGCCUGGAUGUGUACAGAUAGUACCUGACUAUCUUUAUGCACCUUAAACUUCACAUUAAUCUUUCUAAUAUUUUGACACAUGCUUGUCUUUUAAAUUGAGCAGAAGAUGAGGGUUGUGGAGAUGAGGAUGAGAUGAGGAUGUUAAGAUGGAUAUGUCUAAGAAUGGAUAAAAUAAAAAAUGAGAGUAUUAAAUAAAAAAUCGGAGUUAUAUUUAUUGAGGAAAAACUCUGAGAGACGCCUUUAAGAUGAUACGGGCAUGUACUUAGAUAACAAAUAAAUAUUCCAGUUAGACGAUGUAAAACUAUGACAAACAUGCACAUCAAACAAGGAAGAGGUACAUCAAAAAAGAUUUGGUUAGCAAUAAUAAAAUAAAAUAAAAUUUCUUUAAGUAUAGAUAAUAAUAUAAUAAAGGAUAGAGUCCAAUGUUGUAAAAUUGAAGAAAGGAAUGGACAAAAGAGGUCAUUCCAAGCUAUGUCCAAAAUUAGAUGGGAAAAAUAUGAGUAACUUAACUGUUGUAUGGUUCUCAGAUCAAAGAGUACUUGUCUUUCAACAUCGAGUUGUGAGGUCAAUCAACAUAUAGUCUCCUCGCCAUCAGAGUAUGAUGCGUUCAAUUCUCUCGAGACGGUUUAGUGGCUAGCACAUGAGGUGUUGACAUCAUGAGAUCUGGAGUUCGAAUCUCGGCAAAGCCGAGGUUGACAAGGACGAAUGUAUUCACCUUUUGCCAUCAUGAUACGUUCAAUUCCAUUGCCCCUCGUUGGCAUAUUCUUGUUUCCUUAGUUAAGGCAGGCGGCUGAGUAGCAGAGCAUCAAGGGGGUGCAAAGCAUGGAGCUAGCGAAGGUAAAAGCUUCCGCUCUUCCCGCUCAAGUAAAGAAUUUGACUAAUGAGGUCUUCCGUCUCCUCUCCCGCCUCUUCCUUUUGGUUUCCUAAUAAAAUGAAGCAAUUGAUGAAUACCACUGAAACAUGACAUGAAGUGACUGUUUUUAUGGUUUUGUAGAUGACAAAUGGCUUGUGUGAGGAUGCGAUAAACAAGUAUAUAGUGCAGAAAGGAUUAAAUUUGUAUAGUUUCUUACUCUCUGCCAAGGAAAUGUGUAUUCUGGUCAUAGUACACAAAGUAUAAACAAUGAUUUAUAACUCCAUGAUUCUCACAUUAACUUUCUAUGCUUCAUCUUUUGGGAAGCUUGAAAAUCA